This is a messenger RNA of Microdochium trichocladiopsis, 594 nucleotides long. RefSeq lists its product as uncharacterized. The record is from RefSeq and is a predicted model, not a curated record. The transcript is spliced from 2 exons. Bases 1 to 594 code for a protein of 197 amino acids. NCBI's taxonomy places the organism in Eukaryota, Fungi, Ascomycota, Sordariomycetes, Xylariales, Microdochiaceae.
AUGGUCGCCACCCUCCACAUCGCCACCGCCCUGGCUGGCCUCCUGGCCACGGUCGGCGCCAUCGACGUACGCUACUACACUACGCCCGGCACCGGGAACACAAUCACCUGCAAUGGCGGUUACUCACAGUGCACCGGUCUUUCGCCGGACGUCUGCUGCUACUACUCGGGCAGCCGCACUGUCGCGUUCGCGGCCAUCCCCACCGAGUGGAGAAUCCAGGCUCGCUUCUACGGCGGCGAGAAUUGUAGCGGCGAGCAGCGGAAUGACUACAGCAACGGCCGUGACAACAUCUGUUGGGCGUUGAACGGCAUCUACGUAAAGGGCGCUGGUUAUGGCUUCGUCAACAAGCGCAGCGAGGCCGAGAUUACUGCUGCUACUGGCGCUGGAAAUAAAAAAUGCGUCAGGCCUGAUCUGCUCGUCUUUGAGACUGGCGAGUCGUACCAGCUUGACACGCUGACAGAGAGCCAGUAUGCUGAAAUGCUCUGCGAUGUGAACUAUGCUGACCUCAUUUUUCCCACAUACAGCACUUCGAUUCACAUGGCCGGUGGAAAUGCCACCGACGUCCCUGCCUCAUUCUCUGCGUUCCGUCGAUGA